Molecule: messenger RNA, 1471 nt
Organism: Penicillium subrubescens
Lineage: Eukaryota; Fungi; Ascomycota; Eurotiomycetes; Eurotiales; Aspergillaceae
Product: Nif3-like dinuclear metal center hexameric protein
Exons: 4
Coding region: 2-1159 (385 amino acids)
Cellular component (GO): mitochondrion; cytoplasm
Source: RefSeq, a predicted model, not a curated record
CAUGAAUUCCCUGCGGACUGCUGCACGUCGGUUUUCUACAAUGGCAUCAAUGCAAACCUCUUGCUCGCCUUUCACACAGGCCGUUGUGGCCUCAAUGCGAAAGCUGUAUCCCGAGGCAUUGGCAGACAAAAGCUUCGAUAACACUGGCUUGCUCCUUGAAGCUCCCUUUGAGCCAACCCGUCGACAGAAGAACUCGGUUCUCCUAGCCAUUGAUCUCACCUCAGCUGUCGCAGACGAGGCAAUUAAGCGCCAGGAUUCUGCUGUUGUUGCCUAUCACCCCAUUAUCUUCCGUGGUCUCAAGUCUAUUACUCUUGAUGACACCCAACAGCGGUCUCUGCUGCGAUUGGCCCAGCAUGGUAUCAGUGUCUACUCGCCUCACACGGCUGUUGACACCAUUCCUGGUGGAAUGGCUGACUGGCUGUGCGACGUGGUGACUGGCAAUUAUCAGUCAUCCAAAGACGAGCUGAAGGCCUCUAUCAAAGGCUGCUCCUCGACCUUAUACUCUGCGCCUACUUAUCCGCGGUCUGAAUCUGUUCCAACUACUGGCUCGGAAAGCACAUCUCAGCAACUGCCUCACACUCGGUCCACAAUUCACCCAUCACCCCCAGCUUCCAUCCCGGAAGGCUUCGAGUCUGCCGGUGCUGGCCGCCUAGUCCAAUUCAACGACGCCCAACCUCUCACCACCCUGAUUGAUCAUAUCGGCCGUGGCGUCGGCCUCCAGGCGGGUAUUCCCAUUGCUAUUCCGCAAGGGCGUUCCGUCGAUGACAUCCGUAUUCGCACCGUUGGCAUGUGCCCCGGUUCUGGAUCGGGCGUCCUUCUCCGCGGGAAUGAUAUCCCCGACCUUCUUUUCACUGGCGAGAUGAGCCAUCAUGAAGCUCUUGCUGCCACCGAGCGUGGAUCGGUGGUUAUCUCACUUGCUCACACGAACUCUGAGCGCGGAUAUCUCCGCGCGGUGAUGCAGCGGAAAUUGCAGGACGAUUUGUCAAAGCGCUGGGACAGCGACCGGCAAGCCGCACUCCAGGCAACCCAAGAGACUGCAAAGCAGGGUGGAGCCACUCCUUCAGCUUUCGGCGAGGAAGUUUACAAGGACGGCAGCGUUGAGGUAUCUGUCAGCGAUGCCGAUCGCGAUCCCUAUGGAAUUAUGAUUUGGCGAUCUUAACCCAGUUUAUUGAGGCAUAAGAUUAUCAAAAAAGUCGACGAGAUACUGCUACAUUCUGGCAUGUGGAUAAUACACUUGAAUUCAUAAAGUGACAGGCCAACGGAGACUCUCGAAAAAAAUGCAUUGAAUACCUUCUAAUUUCCCUCGGAACUGGCCCAAAACGAUUCAACUGUCAUCCUGAACCCAAAUUACCCGAUAUAAACACGACAAGUACUGCAUCAUAAGCAGCCGCAGUGCUAUAAACUUCUGCCCUUCUAGCGCUUGUCAAAAGAGCAAGACUUAAAGCAAAGACAAAUGUAUAGAGGACCACCA